Messenger RNA from Cuscuta europaea, 3962 nucleotides. Lineage: Eukaryota; Viridiplantae; Streptophyta; Magnoliopsida; Solanales; Convolvulaceae. The record is from the annotation of a GenBank genome assembly.
CCUAGGUUGUUUGGUCACAACUCUGGUCUGCCAGAGUUCCUCCCAAAUUUAAUUUUUUUAUUUGGCAGGUUUUGGAUGGGACGAUCCCUACGGUGGAUAAAUUGCACCAGAGAGGUAUAGUUAUACCGAACAGGUGUAAACUAUGUGAUAAUCCGGCGGAAUCCCUAGAGCAUGUUUUUCGGAGCUGCAAUUGGACUCGACCGGUUUGGCAAGAAGCUGGCAUAAAUGCUGAGGAGGACAGGCCGGAAGAGGACUUGGCUGAGGAGGGGUAUCGAAUUAGGAGAUGAGGGGAGGAAGGGUAAAUUCAUGGCAAUUCUCUGGAGCCUUUGGAAAAGGAGAAACAAUGCGGUAUGGAAGGAUCAAAAGCAGGACACCACUAGUGUUAUCAAUGGAGCCGCAGGUACGCUAGCAAGCUGGAAGGAGGCUCAAGAGUAGGGAGGUCAAAGGGAAUUCAACAAAAUAAGGAGAAGGAAAAAUGGAGGAGACCGAGAAAAGAUUAUAUAAAAAUUAAUGUUGAUGGUGCGGUUAAUGAUACGGGGGGCGUAAGAGCAUGAGGCUGGGUGGCAAGGGAUGACGAAGGAAAUUUUCUGAAAGCUCAAGGGGGGUCGGCAGCGAUUAAUUGGACAGUGGCAGAGACAGAAGCUUAUGGGCUGCAAGAGGCUAUUAAGGGAGCUAUCCGGGAAAGAUGAGAUCCGGUUGAGUUCAAGUCACAUGCCUUGUCGGUGGUCAAGAAUAUAAAAUCAGGGGAAGGGUACUCGUACUUACAAAUUAUUAUUGAGAUAUUAGAGAGGUGUUAGAAAUUAAGAGUAAUUUUUUUCUCUCUUAUUGUAAUAGAUAUGCGAAUAGCGUAGCUAAUACAAUAUCAAGAAAACAAGUAAAUCUCCCAGAUCAGUAUAGUACCUUUGAUGUAGCACAAGGUUGUAUUGCUAGCCUUUUGUCUAAGGAUUGUCGGGAGUAAUAAGAAUGUUUGGAGUUUGAUUAACCAAAAAAAUCUUUCACCCUCUUAUUUAAAUGCAACAUCUAACCACCUUCACAAUUUUCCUGUACUACAUAAGAUCUUAUCGACGACUGCACACUCACAAUUUGAUCUAACUUUCUUACUUGAAGCUGGACACCACCUUCGUCUCCAGUUGAAAGUGAAUACUGCAACAAUCAAGUCAUUGUUGAUCUGGGCAGUAAGCUCAUAGUUAUGAGACCAUUUCAGUAUUUGUAAGAACUGAAGAGAGGGGUGAAGCUUUUGUUGGUACAGUACUAAAGCUAAUUAAAAGAUGAGAGUGAGAUCAGAUGGAUUGCAGAGAAAGCGGUUGCUAACUUCUGUAGCUGUUAUUGGAAUCUUCCUUGUUUUUCUUUAUGUGGUAUUUGGCUCUAAGAGCAGUGGUGAGUCUGCUCUAGAGUACGGAAGCUGGUCUUUGAGGAAACUAGGGUCUUCUUACUUGGGUGGAGAUGAUGAAGGUGAUACUACUAAGCAAGAUGGAAAAAUUGGACUGAAUGAUGGCAAUGAUGGCAUUUUUCUGAAGAGCUUUCCUGUUUGUGAUGAUCGGCAUUCAGAACUAAUACCCUGUCUAGACAGACAUCUCAUAUACCAAAUGCGAUUAAAGUUGGACUUAUCCUUGAUGGAACACUAUGAAAGACAUUGUCCCUUGCAAGAAAGGCGGUACAAUUGCAUGAUUCCUCCUCCCCCCGGAUACAAGAUACCUAUUAAGUGGCCUAAAAGUAGAGAUGAGGUGUGGAAAGCAAACAUACCUCAUACCCACCUUGCUCAAGAGAAAUCAGACCAGAACUGGAUGGUUGUCAAGGGUGAAAGGAUUAUAUUUCCAGGAGGAGGCACUCAUUUCCACUACGGAGCUGACAAAUACAUUGCUUCAAUUGCUAACAUGUUGAAUUUUUCAAAAAAUAUCUUGAACAAUGAGGGAAAUGUACGCACAGUUUUUGAUGUCGGUUGUGGUGUUGCGAGCUUUGGAGGCUAUCUUCUUUCAUCUGAUAUAAUAGCAAUGUCCUUGGCACCAAAUGAUGUACAUCAGAAUCAGAUCCAGUUUGCCUUGGAAAGAGGAAUUCCAGCAUCUCUCGGUGUUCUUGGAACAAAGAGACUUCCUUAUCCAAGCCGUUCAUUUGAGUUUGCUCAUUGUUCACGUUGUAGGAUUGAUUGGUUGCAAAGGGAUGGGAUUCUUCUUCUCGAGUUAGACAGAGUUCUUAGACCAGGAGGCUAUUUUGCCUACUCCUCUCCGGAGGCAUACGCACAGGAUGAAGAUGAUCUUAGAAUAUGGAGACAAAUGAGUGCACUUGUAGAACGCAUGUGUUGGAAGAUAGCUGCCAAGAGGAACCAAACUGUCAUUUGGGUUAAGCCUCUAAAUAAUGACUGUUACAAAGAAAGAGAACCAAACACCAGGCCACCUCUAUGUCGCCCUGAUGAUGAUCCUGAUGCAGUGUGGGGGGUUCCAAUGGAGGCAUGCAUAACACCUUAUUCUGAUCAUGACCACAAAACCAAGGGAAGUGGAUUGGCACCUUGGCCAGCUCGAUUAACCACACCUCCUCCCCGGCUUGCUGAUUUUGGGUAUUCAAACGAAAUGUUUGAAAAGGAUACGAAACUGUGGCAGCGGAGAGUUGAUGGUUACUUGAGGAUUCUGAGUCCCAGAAUUUCAUCAGACACUGUUAGGAAUAUUAUGGACAUGAAGGCAAACAUGGGUUCGUUUGCAGCUGCUCUCAAGGACAAGGAUGUAUGGGUAAUGAAUGCUGUAUCUGAAGAUGGACCCAACACACUCAAGAUUGUAUAUGAUCGAGGCCUCAUUGGCACAAUCCACAACUGGUGCGAAGCCUUUUCAACGUAUCCUAGGACGUAUGAUCUGCUGCAUGCAUGGACCAUAAUUUCUGACAUUGAGAAGAAAGGUUGUAGCUGUGAGGAUCUGUUGCUUGAGAUGGAUCGUAUCUUGAGGCCUACCGGCUUUAUUAUCAUCCGGGAUAAACAGCAUGUUAUUGACUUUGUGAAGAGGUAUAUGCAAGCAUUGCACUGGGAAGCUGUUGGAACUGGCAGUGAUUCAACAUCAGACCAGGAUCAGGAGGGAGAUGAUGCCGUAGUGUUUGUCAUUCAAAAGAAACUAUGGCUUACUAGUGAAAGCAUUAGAACUACAGACUAGUAGAAACAUAAAUACUUCUCAAGUCCUUCCCCAAGUACACCCUUUCACUUUUUCAAAUCCUUCACUCCACUCCUUGCACUAAAAAAAGCUUCAUAUAGGCACCCUUUUACUAUUUCAAAGUAAGUGUGUUCACAUGAUACAUUUUUUAGUACAAGGGCUGGAGUAAAGCAGUGUGCCUGGACACCAUGAGAUAUCAGCUGUCCUUUGCUCCCUACGUUGCUUAUUUCUCCACUCAUUUUUUUAUAACUCGGGUUCUAUUUUGCUACAUGUUUUGACUUUGUGCUUUACUUGAAUUUAUACAGACAAGUUGAUUUUCUUUAUAAAUAAUUUGUGUGAGUUGGAUAGGGGCUGGUUCUGGGGUUCCCAAAAAUAGAACCUUAACCGGAACCAGUACUACUGGGUCUACUGGGUCCAGUUCUGGGUAGUUCCAGAUUGAGGUGUAGGCCCAUAGGACAACCGAUUUCUAUUUAUAAAUCUUGGCUGUAAGUUGUGGUGAUGACUAACAGUUCUAUGGGGAGACACCAUAGAAGUGUAUAUAAGGAUCUUGAGUAUGGUUAACUCAACAGCAAUAACAAUAAGUAAUCACUACUACAAUACGGAGUAUUAUUCAAAAUGUUGUAAUAGUUUUCCUUGAAUAGAGCAAAAUCCAAGCAUUCAAUACUUUGCAUCAAAUAAGAAACUCUCGGUAGAAUAAUUAAUGUGCUUUUAUACCUAUUUAACUAAUGUGCAUACUAUGUUUAGUAAAUUUCCAUCCAAGGUUCCCGUUGGUGGUUUACGAUGCUUGACUGAUAAAGUAACUUAAUCCAUGUUCACACUCUGAUUAUUUUUAGU